AGUUAUUUUUAAUUAAUUGUUUCAUAUUAUCUGUGAACAAGUGUUUGAUAUUAUUAUGAUUUAAUUGUUUAAUAAUUUGUAUUCAAAAAAUUGCAGGCAUGGCAGCUGCUCACGAUCACAUGCAGCCGGGUCCUGAAAGACCGGCGCUACUUUUUUUACAGCAUGACCAUAUCUCUCAGGAUGUCUGGGAUGGCACGGGAUCUGACGAGGGAUUUCUGUCUCGCGCUAGCUGUACGACUAGAAGGAGCGCUGUUCUGCCGUUCGCUAAGUUGGACCACCGUAUUCGGUCGAUGAUCGAGCCUACUGGAUUUGCAGGCUGUUUUGCUAUGCGUCACUACAACGUCGACAUGCAGCUGAUCACAGCCCUUGUGGAGAGGUGGAGGCCGGAGACCCACACUUUUCACUUACCCGGCGGAGAGUGCACAGUUACACUACAGGACGUGGCCAUUCAGACCGGACUACCAGUAGACGGUCAUGCUGUUACAGGAGGUAUUGUACAUGAUUGGGCUGCAGUGGCAGAGAGGGUUUUGGGGAUUCCUGCGGGCAGAUAUCCUAAAAAGCCUGCAAAUUCCACAGUCCGGACUUCUUGGAUCCUAGAGAGUUUCCCCGACUUCAGUGCAUUACCAGACCAGGCGACUGACGAGCUUGUCCAUCGGUACACACGGGCGUAUCUCUUGCUCGCUGUCACAGGAUUGUGCUUCACUGACCUCGGUAGUGGAAAGACUUCGUUACGGAUUCUUCCACUUUUAGAGGACUUGGCGGCAGUUCGGACCUACAGCUGGGGAUCGGCGACACUGGCUUACUUAUAUCACGAGCUUUGCUCAUGUUCGUUGCGGUCUGCGAAUCGCCGCAACAUGGGCGGGCCGUUGUGGAUACUGCAGCUGUGGGCAUUGGACCGACUUAGAGUUAUUGCUCCCGCUCUUGCCGAUCCCACUAUUUCACCACAUCUACCACUGGGCGACAGAUGGGGAGGCCGGAGAAACGCCAGCCGUGCGGCUCGACACUCGCUGCCUGACAUCCGUGUUCGGCUUGACACAUCUCGCUACGAAGAUUUUAUCUGGCAGCCGUACACUGAUGAUAUGCUGGACACUAUCCCAGCGUAUUGUUUAGAUGGGCGCGCUUUUUGGCGGGCCACGGUUCCACUUAUUUAUUUUCAUAUUGUGGAGUGGCACCAGGCAGACAGAGUUCUGCAGCAGUUCGGACUGCAGCAGGGUAUUCCAGACGCCCCACUUCAGGACCACUCACUACACUCCCUUACCCUGAAGAGCAGCUCAUCUUGGAUCCAGACACACUCUCACUACAUUCGUGUGUGGGACGACCGACUCCGGUUUGUAAUUUCAGGACAGCCCCUCCAGGACCCACCUCAUUAUCAUUCCGAGUAUAUGGAUUGGUUUCGGUAUGUCACGCGUCGCUGGAUCACACGACAGGGCGCUGAGCUCGGAGCACAGGCCGAUUUUGUGGAGCGUGUACGUAGGGAUGCUCCUGUUGACACUGAGCUUCGGCGGUUCGCAGCCAGCACACAGAGAGGCACUAGAGAGGACCGCCGUGAUGUUACAUCGCCCCCUAUCGAGCCUUCUAUACCGCCGCAUCGACUACCAGUCAUACCUGACGCGCCGAUAGAUCCGACUACACUGCGACAUCGACGGCGACAGCGGCGUCACCCCCCCUGCACCACCUCAGCGUCCGACUGAUCCUAUGCCUCCCCCAGUGGUUUUUCAUCCUUUCAGAGGGCAUUACUAUUACGCGGGGUCCAGCUCUGCACCGCCGCCCUUUUCAUCGGGUCCUCCUUCUUCUUCUGGCCAGUUUUACGGGGAUUC
This is a messenger RNA of Mercurialis annua (annual mercury), 1817 nucleotides long. Its product is annotated as serine/threonine-protein phosphatase 7 long form homolog. Gene Ontology annotation, biological process: meristem maintenance; meristem development. The record is from RefSeq and is a predicted model, not a curated record. The coding region runs from base 99 to 1691 and encodes 530 amino acids. The transcript is spliced from 5 exons. Lineage: Eukaryota; Viridiplantae; Streptophyta; Magnoliopsida; Malpighiales; Euphorbiaceae.